CCACUCGCCGGGCUGGGCCGGGCCGUCGCCUGCUCCGGGGACCCCGCGACUCCGGGCUACGGGCUCCCGGCCUGCGACCCCACGGGAACGGGGGCUCCAGUCCCGAGCCGCGAACGCAGCCUCCCCGGGACCCCAGGACUCCGGGCUGCAGGCCUGGACCCCGCCCCCUAGAGACCCCAGACCGCGGGUUUGCGACCCCGCCUCCCUGAGACGCUGGGACCCCAGGACCCCGGGCUGUGGACCGGCCGCCUCCCCGACCCCGCCCCCUAGAGACCCCAGACCGUAGCUUUGCGACCCCGCCUCCCUGAGACGCUGGGACCCCAGGACCCCGGGCUCUAGGGCGCCCCCCCACUCUGGACUCCAGGACUCGGGGCUCGAGGCCGCAGGCUCGCGACCUCCGAAACGUGGACUCCAGGCCCGAGACACCGCCCCCCACAGCCUCCCCAAGAUGUGGGCUGCGAACCCCGCCUCCCCGGGACCCUAGGACCCCCGGGCCGUGACCCCAGGACCCCUCGGCCGUGACCCCGCCGGCGGCCCUCGUCGGCUCCGCGGACGUCCAGUCGGGCCAGACCUGGGUUGCGGGCGUCAGGCCGGCGUGCGGGACGAGGGGCUCCUCGGGCCGCAGGGCCCCCGCCGUGGAGAUGCCGCCCGGCAAAGUCCUGCAGCCGGUCCUCAAGAUGAAGGUGGACGAGCUGUUCCUGUGCUGGCUCAGCGAGGCGGGCACGCAGGCCAUGCUCCGGGACUGCCUGCGGAGGGUCACGAUGCCCGCGAGGACCGAGGCGGGCGCUGCGGACCCCGGGCCCCCCGGGCUCCCCGGGCCCCCCGGGCUCCCCGGGCCCCCGCUGGCCUCUGCAGCCCCCACCUGCAAGCCCGCGCUCUUCGACAGCCUGGGGGCGCCCGGCCCGGCCCCCGCGUCCCCGGCGCUGCCGCUGGGAGCCGCCGCGGGUCCCCGGACCGGGCCUCCCGUGCGAGCGACUCGUCGAUCUGCGGGGCCGCGAGUAGUUCAGACGAAGAAGGAGCCCCUGCCACCCGCCACGAGCCAAAACAUUCCCACGUUCUACUUUCCCAGAGGCCGUCCCAAGGACACGGUGAACGUCGAUGCCGUCAUCACCAAGAUCGAACGGACCUUCGCGCAGUUCCCCCACGAGAGAGCCACAAUGGAGGACAUGGGCCGAGUGGCCAAGGCCUGUGGCUGCCCGCUCUACUGGAAGGGGCCGCUGUUCUGCUGUGCCGGGGGAGAGCGCACGGGCGCCAUCUCUGUCCACAAGUUCGUCGCCAUGUGGAGAAAGGUCCUCCAGAGCUGUCACGACGACGCCGCCAAGUUCGUGCACCUGCUCAUGAGUCCCGGCGCGAACUACCUGGUGCAAGAGGACUUCGUGCCUUUCUUACAGGACGUGGUGAACACGCACCCUGGCUUGGCCUUCCUGAAGGAGGCGUCCGAGUUCCACUCUCGCUACAUCACCACCGUGACACAGAGGAUCUUCUACUCCGUCAACAGGUCCUGGUCGGGGAGGAUCACGUGCGCCGAGCUCCGCAGGAGCACCUUCCUGCAGAAUGUGGCGCUCUUGGAAGAGGAAGCGGACAUCAACCAGCUCACAGAGUACUUCUCCUACGAGCACUUCUAUGUCAUUUACUGCAAGUUCUGGGAGCUGGACACGGACCACGACCUUCUCAUCGAUUCCCAGGACCUGGCCCGGCACAAUGAUCACGCCAUAUCCAGCAGGAUGAUCGAGAGGAUAUUCUCGGGGGCCGUGACGAGGGGCAGAAAAGUCCAGAAGGAAGGAAAAAUAAGCUACGCUGACUUUGUUUGGUUUUUGAUCUCUGAAGAAGACAAAAAAACUCCAACCAGCAUCGAGUACUGGUUCCGCUGCAUGGACCUGGAUGGGGACGGCGCGCUGUCCAUGUUUGAGCUGGAGUACUUCUAUGAGGAGCAGUGCCGCAGGCUGGACAGCAUGGCCAUCGAGGCCCUGCCCUUCGAGGACUGCCUCUGCCAGAUGCUGGACCUGGUGAAGCCGCAGAGCGAAGGGAAGAUCACCCUCCGCGACCUGAAGAGGUGUAAACUCGCCAACGUGUUCUUUGACACCUUCUUCAACAUCGAGAAGUACCUCGACCACGAGCAGAAGGAACAGGUCUCCCUGCUCAGGGAGAGCGACAACGAAGGCCCUGAGCUGUCCGACUGGGAGAAGUACGCGGCCGAGGAGUACGACAUCCUGGUGGCCGAGGAGGCUGCAGGGGAGCCGUGGGAGGACGGGUACGAAGCCGAGCCCAGCCCCGUGGACCAGAAACUGGGCUCCCUGAGGUCUCCGCUGGCCCAGAGGCCCUUCUUCGAGGCGCCGUCCACCCUGGGCACCGUCGACCUGUACGAGUACGCGUGUGAGGACGACGACCUGCCGCCCUCCUGACCUGGGCCCAGAUGUGGACGCAGAGCCGCCAUCGUGUAAAGAACAGAACCGUUUGAUCGUUGAGCUUUUCUAGAAAAUGAAGUGAUUUGUAUGGGAUGAAGAGUUUUUAUUUAUCCAACACGGAGCCGGUCCGGUGGUCACUGAGCGCGUGUCCCCGCGUGCCGGGCAGGAGCUGCCGUCCGUCCGGAAGCCCCUGGCUGGGCCCGGCGGGGAGAGACGUGCCGAGUAGGUCCCGAGUGCCGGUGUCUGGAGACUCACCGGCUCGGCCGACCGUCUCCUCGGAGGGGAGCUGCUGCUGCAGAGGGGCAGCCCCGGGGGCGUGAGCCGUGCACCGACCCGUGCACCGGGUGUCGGACGGUCCUGCGCCGUUCUCACGCGUCGGUCAGGAACAUUCCAGGGGCCCCGGGACCUUCCGUCCGUCCACAGGCGCGUCUCCGGGCGCCGCCCCACCGCAGCCCUGCACGCGGGGUACGGGACGCAGCAUGUCUCGUCGUACUUACAUUUUCAUGUCAAUGUACAAAACGUGUAAAGUUAACUUUUAUUUGGUGUGUGUAGCAGUUUAAAAACGUUUUACGAGCUCACGUCUGUAUUUUCGAAUAAAGAAUUUAAGGAUUU
Mustela erminea (ermine) is the source of this 3017-nucleotide messenger RNA. It is a transcript of the gene PPP2R3B, whose product is annotated as protein phosphatase 2 regulatory subunit B''beta. The transcript has 13 exons. NCBI's taxonomy places the organism in Eukaryota, Metazoa, Chordata, Mammalia, Carnivora, Mustelidae. Gene Ontology annotation, cellular component: protein phosphatase type 2A complex. Gene Ontology annotation, molecular function: calcium ion binding; protein phosphatase regulator activity. Gene Ontology annotation, biological process: protein dephosphorylation. The record is from RefSeq and is a predicted model, not a curated record. The coding region runs from base 642 to 2402 and encodes 586 amino acids.